CCUGGAAUAGAGCAACCAGGUUAAAUAUCUUUUGCAGAGGCAACCUCUGUUUUAUCAGCUCUCAGCAAGCAACAAAACGUCAGAGAAAGGUAGGGCUUUCAGCAUGUUCCUAAGCCAAGGGAGCACUUAAAUAGCCAUGUAUGGAGGCUAUCCCUUCGAUUUUGAGACCUGCAAUGGACAACCUUCUUCUCUACAUUGUUAGCCUGAUUUUAAUUACUCCUUAUACGCUGUUCAUGUUGUUAGAUGCUUUGAAGUAACUGGACCCAAACAGAAGCCUUUUGAAAGCAGUCCAUUUCUCAGGCUCAGAGUUACUGCUGGAUUCUGCACAAGGGUUUGGUGAUGGCCCAGAUGGUUUCCGCUGCAUCGCCCCUCGUUCUGCUGUUUCUCCCACUGACCUCCUGCCUACCGCUGGCACAGCUUUUGCCAAUCAAUGAUGUGGGUUGGGAGCAGGUGUGGCUGAGCUCCCCAGCCUGGAGGGACCCCCCUUUGGGACCUCUGCCCAGCUCAGAAGAGGGGGUCUUCCAAGAGUCAAGCUCCACCAGAUCCUGCCCGCCCCCAGGAGACCGAUCCCAGCAACAGAGAGCUGAAAGAGCAGCCUUCUCCAGCAAAAGACGGGAUGGCCGCCCUAAUUCCUUAGACUUAACUUUCCAUCUUCUUCGAGAGUUCCUGGAAAUGGCCCGAGAAGAGAGAUUGGCUCAGAAGGCUCGUAGUAAUAAAAUACUGCUGCAUAAUAUAGGCAAAUGAGGGGGAAGGGAGGUGCUGGUUUUCCAUAGUAAAAUGUAUUGUGAAUUUUCCAACUGUGCAUUUGGUAGAGAGCCAUGUGUCAUCUUUCAGUCUGGUUACAAUGUCUGAU
Candoia aspera is the source of this 853-nucleotide messenger RNA. Its product is annotated as corticoliberin-like. The record is from RefSeq and is a predicted model, not a curated record. The transcript has a single exon. Lineage: Eukaryota; Metazoa; Chordata; Lepidosauria; Squamata; Candoiidae. Gene Ontology annotation, biological process: negative regulation of epinephrine secretion; negative regulation of glucagon secretion; positive regulation of cortisol secretion. Gene Ontology annotation, cellular component: extracellular region. The coding region runs from base 340 to 744 and encodes 134 amino acids. Gene Ontology annotation, molecular function: corticotropin-releasing hormone activity.